This is a messenger RNA of Calidris pugnax (ruff), 935 nucleotides long. Its product is annotated as nuclear receptor coactivator 1-like. Gene Ontology annotation, biological process: positive regulation of transcription by RNA polymerase II; cellular response to hormone stimulus. The annotation marks the transcript as partial. Gene Ontology annotation, molecular function: protein dimerization activity; nuclear receptor binding. Lineage: Eukaryota; Metazoa; Chordata; Aves; Charadriiformes; Scolopacidae. Gene Ontology annotation, cellular component: nucleus. The record is from RefSeq and is a predicted model, not a curated record. The transcript has 6 exons.
AGGGAGAGCGGCGAGCGAGCCGGAGCCCCGCAGCCGCGCCGCGCCGCCCAGGCAAGGGGCCCCGGCUGCCCGGGAGCCCCUGCAACGGGAACCGGGGCCCCCCAAAAAAAGCCCCAGCGCUCUUCGCCACCGCCAUCGCGGCGGGGGGCUGCUGCGAGCCAUCCUCCCCCCCCCGGGGCCGCCCCCGCCGCCUCGGCCGGGGGAGUCGCUGUCGCGUUGCCCGUUGAGCUCCGCGGCCUCAGCCCCGGCGGGGGGGGAGGCGGCUGUCACCCAGGCAGCGGCGGCAGGACCCAGUGAUUGAUGCUGGUCCCCGCUCAGAAGAGUUCAUGUGAAGCCUGCCCAUGGAAGGUCGAUGCCUGCCUUCGCUGAGGCUCUAGGAUUCUGUCAUUUUGCUGUUUAAUCAGCUGAAGAAUCCAGUUUUUCCCAUGAACCAUCUUUCACCUCGGGAAGAGAGAGGUGCAAAGUAGGUCAACCAACAUGAGUGGCCUUGGGGACAGCUCAACGGACCCUGCCAACCCCGACUCUCGGAAGAGGAAAGGCUCUCCCUGCGACACGGCCCAGAGCAAUGAAAAGCGGCGACGGGAGCAGGAGAACAAGUAUUUGGAGGAGCUGGCAGAGCUGCUGUCUGCAAACAUCGGGGACAUCGACACGCUGAGCGUCAAACCUGACAAAUGCAAGAUCCUAAAAAAGACGGUUGAUCAGAUCCAGCAGAUGAAGAGGUUGGAGCAAGAUGUGUUUAGUCCCAUUUAUGCCGUCGGAGGGGACCGGUGGAGGUCACAGGUUGGACAGGGUCAUGGUCUUUCUCCAAACCCUUUAACAGCCUUCAAGGUGCAAAGUAGGUCAACCAACAUGAGUGGCCUUGGGGACAGCUCAACGGACCCUGCCAACCCCGACUCUCGGAAGAGGAAAGGCUCUCCCUGCGACACGGCCCAGAG